ACUUUUGAACCCAUCGCUCACGAGUCACGAGACUCCCCUGAACCUGCAACUUCUUCUUCCUCCUCGUCCUCCUCCUUUAAAUUCAUCUUUGCAGUCCUAAUCCUUCUUAUUGAUCCUAUGAUGAUUAAACCUCCCUCUUCUUGUCCUUCAAUUCGAAUUCCCAUGCAUUUGGUUCUCCUCUGAUUCGUGUGAUCUCUUGCAGUACUGGUCUUCCAGUUUAUGUUUCUGGCUAAUUUCAACUCUUGAACAAAUCUAUUUCGAUAGUUUCAUGAAAGAAAACCCUCAUGUUUCGGAAUCACUUCCUACGAUCCCAAGGAAAAUUCAGAUUCAAAUUUAAAUCCCUUUUGACGGAAUGUUUUGAUAGUAAGUAUCACUGUAACUAUUUUGUAAUAACUCAUAUCGAGCUUUGAUGGCGGCGUCGUGUUUUCAUCCACUUCGGCUACCAAAGUGGAAGGGGAAAUCGUUAUUACCCGCGGCUUCUUCUUCUUCUUUGUCGUCGUCCAAGAGGCAGUUGAAUUGUGAUGCGGAGAAUUUGGAAAGGAAGAAUUUCGAAAGCUUGGAAUCAUGGUCGAUGAUAUUGGAGUCUGAGAAUUUUGAGACGUGGGAGGCUUUGAAGGAGGAUCAGGAAGAAUGGACUGCCGAUCUUUCUCAGCUUUUUAUCGGAAACAAGUUUGCUUCCGGCGCUCACAGUCGGAUUUACCGUGGAAUUUACAAGCAGAGAGCUGUGGCUGUGAAAAUGGUUAGAAUUCCAGCUCAGGACGAGGAAAAAAGAUCUUUACCGGGGCAGCAAUUUAAAUCUGAAGUUGCUUUACUUUCACGUCUUUUUCAUCCUAAUAUUGUUCAGUUUAUUGCAGCUUGUAGAAAACCACCGGUGUACUGUAUCAUAACAGAAUACAUGUCACAAGGAAAUCUGAGGAUGUACCUGAACAAAAAAGAGCCAUACUCUCUUUCAACCGAAACUAUACUAAGGCUAGCACUUGACAUAUCUAAGGGUAUGGAGUACCUUCAUUCACAAGGUGUAAUGCACAGAGACCUCAAGUCAACUAACUUGCUUCUCGAUGAUGAAAUGAGGGUUAAGGUAGCAGAUUUUGGCACAUCAUGUCUUGAAACGCGGUGCCGGGAAACCAAAGGAAACAUGGGGACGUAUCGUUGGAUGGCCCCAGAGAUGAUCAAGGAAAAACCUUAUACUCGUAAAGUAGAUGUGUAUGGUUUUGGAAUUGUGCUUUGGGAGCUCACAACCGCGUUACUUCCUUUCCAAGGAAUGACCCCUGUGCAAGCUGCUUUUGCUGUGUCAGAGAAGAACCAAAGGCCACCGCUGCCAGAAAAUUGUCAGCCAGCGCUCGCACAUCUGAUAAAGCGUUGCUGGGCGGCCAAUCCCUCCAAGCGGCCAGAUUUCAGUGAAAUUGUGUCUGUUUUGGAAAAGUAUGAUGAAUAUGUCAAGGAAGGCCUACCUCUCACUCAUUAUUCAACCUUAAUCAAUAAAAAUGUCAUUAUUCAACGCUUAAAAGGUUGUGUGUCCAUGAGUUCCUCUAUACCUGUACAUGCCUGAUUUAUCCUCUUCCGCAUGUAAGCUCAUACACACUCCUCCCCCCCCCCCCCCUCCAAAAAAAAAAAAAAACCCUCAAUCUGUAUAUCCUGUCCAUUUGCUUGUAAUUGUACAUGCUUCAAUGUUCCUUCCAACUGUAUUAUGUAAAUGCAACUUAAGUUUCUUUUCCCUAA
Messenger RNA from Prosopis cineraria, 1719 nucleotides. RefSeq names its product serine/threonine/tyrosine-protein kinase HT1-like. The record is from RefSeq and is a predicted model, not a curated record. Gene Ontology annotation, molecular function: protein kinase activity; ATP binding. The coding region runs from base 410 to 1549 and encodes 379 amino acids. Gene Ontology annotation, biological process: protein phosphorylation. The transcript has 3 exons. Lineage: Eukaryota; Viridiplantae; Streptophyta; Magnoliopsida; Fabales; Fabaceae.